This is a messenger RNA of Funneliformis mosseae, 225 nucleotides long. NCBI's taxonomy places the organism in Eukaryota, Fungi, Glomeromycota, Glomeromycetes, Glomerales, Glomeraceae. The record is from the annotation of a GenBank genome assembly.
UUAAGUCGCAAUAAAGAUAAUGGUAGUUCCUGUUAUCACAAACUUAUUCAAGAUAUCACUGAUCUAUCAUCCUAUAAUGAAAUAUCUGUAGAAACAUCUAAAGUUUUACCAAUACUUCAUUUUUUAGCAAUAGAAAUAGAAGAAACUAACAAAUUUGACUUUAGAGAAAUUAGCUUCUCUAUUAUUUCUUCUUAUAGGUUAAAAGUAUUAGCUAAAGGUUUAUGA